AUGAAUGUCCUCAUGUCUCCCAACAAUGUGACUGAAUUUGUUCUUUUGGGACUCACCCAGAACCCACACUUGCAGAAAAUGCUCUUCGUUGUCUUCUUGUUGAUUUUCCUAUUUACUGUGCUGGCCAAUCUGCUCAUUAUCAUGACCAUCUCCCUCAGCCCCACACUUUCUGCUCCCAUGUACUUCUUUCUCACUCAUCUGUCCUUCAUAGAUGCAUCCUUCACCUCUGUCACCACCCCCAAGAUGAUCGCUGACAUGCUGUACCAGAGGAGAACCAUCUCUUGGGAUGGCUGCCUGACUCAGCUCUUUGUGGGACACUUCCUGGGAGGGUCAGAGACCAUCGUCCUCACUGCCAUGGCCUAUGACCGCUAUGUGGCCAUCUGCAAGCCUCUGCACUACACGACCGUCAUGCGACAGGGGCUUUGCCAGCUCCUGGUGGUGGUGGCCUGGGUCGGGGGGAUCCUACAUGCCACUGUGCAGAUUCUUUUCAUGAUGGACUUGACUUUCUGUGGUCCCAAUGUCACUGACCACUUCAUGUGUGAUUUCGUCUCACUGUUGAAUCUUGCCUGCAGCGAUAUCUACAGGCUUGGAAUGGUGGUGGCAACUAAUAGUGGGGGCAUGUGUUUACUCAUUUUUUUCAUGCUACUUAUUUCCUACAUAGUCAUCCUGAGCUCCCUGAAAUCCCAUGACUCUGAAGGACGACGCAAAGCCCUCUCUACAUGUGGCUCCCACUUCACAGUAGUGGUACUCUUUUUUGUCCCCUGUAUAUUCACCCACUUGCAUCCUGUGGCCGCUUAUCCUGCAGACAAGUUGGUGACUGUGUUCUUUGCAAUCCUCACUCCCAUGUUAAAUCCUGUUAUUUACACUGUGAGAAAUACAGAGGUGAAAAUUGCCAUGAGGAGUUUGUUGAAGAGGAUAGUUACUUAG
Hippopotamus amphibius kiboko is the source of this 927-nucleotide messenger RNA. Its product is annotated as olfactory receptor 140-like. Bases 1 to 927 code for a protein of 308 amino acids. The transcript has a single exon. Lineage: Eukaryota; Metazoa; Chordata; Mammalia; Artiodactyla; Hippopotamidae. Gene Ontology annotation, molecular function: G protein-coupled receptor activity; olfactory receptor activity. Gene Ontology annotation, cellular component: membrane. The record is from RefSeq and is a predicted model, not a curated record. Gene Ontology annotation, biological process: G protein-coupled receptor signaling pathway.